AUGAAUGACGAAAAAUUAAAAUAUGUUUCUAAAAGAAAAAUUAAAAAAAUAUUCAAUGAUAUCGAUGUGGAUAAAAAUAAUAAAAUAUCCAAAAGAGAACUUUAUAAAUAUUUGAAAACAAAUAUUUUGGAAUAUUUUAUCACAAAAGAAAAUAAAACAAUAUGUAAAUUAUGUAAAAAAAAGAUUUCUUCAUCUUUCAAUGAAAUAAUCGCUAGGUAUCAUUUUACAAAAGUACACAUCAAUGAAUUGGAAAAUAUAGAAAAGGAAAUUGAAACCAAUAAAAGGGAUGGUUCAAAUGAUAUUUUAUCAAAUAUUGAAAAUAAUAUUUAUUUUACAUAUAUAUGUUACAAUGAAGAUAUAUCUUCAUUAUCAGAACACGAAGAUGAAGAAUCUAUUAAAAAAAAUCGUACGAACGAAAAAAAUAUUGAUGAAAUUUCUGUUUAUAAUAAAACUGAAACAAAAUCAGAAGAUGAAAAAAAUAAACAUCUUAUUGAGGAUAGAUUUUCAUUUUGGGACAUGAGAAAACAUUCAGUAGAAAGAUCUAAAUGGAAAUUUGAUAAAUUAAUUAAUAAAUCUGAAAGUAAAACCGGUUCUGGUAAAAUGAGAUUUGCAUAUGGAUACGAUUCAAGUUCUUGA
This is a messenger RNA of Scutellospora calospora, 636 nucleotides long. The record is from the annotation of a GenBank genome assembly. NCBI's taxonomy places the organism in Eukaryota, Fungi, Glomeromycota, Glomeromycetes, Diversisporales, Gigasporaceae.